AUGGAUGAUGAUAAUCUGUUUGGUGGGGAUCUAAGUGAGAGCAGCAGCGAUGAAGAAGAGACCAAUCACUCUUCUCAAGCUGUAGAAGAGCAUGGUGUGGUUAAAGAGGAAAAACCUGACGCCCGAAAACCAAAAGUGUCCUUUACAUUGGCUGAUGAAGAGGAGUCAAACGAUGGUGUUUCAAUAUUUAACGGCUUAGGUGAUCCUACCGACGCGCACGAAACAGCCAAUAAGAUGAAUAAAAGAAAGGCCACUUCUCCUCCUGGAUCAAGUUCAGAUGUGAAACGUGUGAAGUCUGAGGGCCAUUUGGCAGAGUCAACUUCGACUGUCGAUUUUCAGGAAGCGUUGAAUCUGCUCGAUGAUCCUAGUGCAGAUGUUUUCACCGCUCCCACUGCUCCAGCACCUAAAAAGAUCAUCAAGGACAAAACCAAGCCUGCCAUUGUGAAGAAAGAAAAGGACGUUCGAUUUGCUCCAGAUGUACAACAAACAGAAAAGCCAUCUAGUAGCCAGCAAAAAGCGCCUACUCCUUCUUCUUCAAAAGGAGAACAAGAAGAGCUAUCAAUUUCAGAUCAUCUUUUCCGAAAUCUACUAUUCGUCGUCUUAUACACCAAUUUACUGGCGCCAACGUUGGACAGAAUGUCGUCAUCGCUGUUGCUGGCCUUGCGAAGGUUUUCGCAUGCGAACUGGUGGAAGAGGCCUUAG
Ostertagia ostertagi is the source of this 702-nucleotide messenger RNA. The record is from the annotation of a GenBank genome assembly. NCBI's taxonomy places the organism in Eukaryota, Metazoa, Nematoda, Chromadorea, Rhabditida, Trichostrongylidae.